Messenger RNA from Cornus florida, 1233 nucleotides. RefSeq lists its product as uncharacterized. NCBI's taxonomy places the organism in Eukaryota, Viridiplantae, Streptophyta, Magnoliopsida, Cornales, Cornaceae. The transcript is spliced from 3 exons. Bases 148 to 975 code for a protein of 275 amino acids. The record is from RefSeq and is a predicted model, not a curated record.
GGCCGAGAAGGCAACAGAAAAUAAAACCCUGUUAUCAAGUAGUGCCAGAUUCUGCUAAACAAAGAAAGAUAGAGAGAGAAAAUAUAACCAUUUUGGAUCUAACCCUUCUUCGUCCCCGUUCCCCUUCUCUGCUUCAAGCCUCAAACCAUGAGGAUCAGAAAACAUGCUAAGCUCACAGGCUCUUCUCUCAUCCCUCAAGACCUCCUUCCUGAGACCCACGUGUGCCAACUGAACCAGUCACCGUGGGAUGUUAUACACUUCCCAACUGGUUCAUCUUCAACACCUGAAUACAAGGUUGAUAAAGACAGUAGCUUUACCGGAAAUGGGAGCUUUGCAGACUCUAUCGGAGCUGUGGAGAGCACUGCCUCAAUGAAGAUAUCUCUGGAAGAAGAAAAGGAGACUAAGGAAGACGAUGGCCCGAACCAUAAGAGAGAGGACCAUCUGGGUAUUGAAAAUAAUGAGGCUAUUUUGUGCAGUAAGAGUGAUGGGAAGGGUUGGCAAUGUUGGAGAGAAGCAAAAGAAGAUCAUUCACUUUGUGAACAUCAUUUUACCCAGCUCAGGAAUUACAACAAUUUGGCUCAUCCUGGCAGAAGAUCUGGUAAGUCGUCGGAGAAAGAUGUGGCAAUCAGUCGCCAUCCGCGCACAAAGAAGGGUUCAUCAGUAUCUAAUCGACAUGAAUUUUACUAUUACUCCGGAUUUGGACCACGUUGGGGCAAGAAGAGAGGUACGAUAAUUGAACCCAAUGUUAGCAGUGACCCCAAACUUAUAGUAACCAAUGUUAGCAGUGACACCAAACUUGUAGUUGAACCUAUCACUAAAGUCACAACAAAAUCAUCGGCACUCCAGAUUGAUGACGCAGAGUUUGAUUAUGUAGGGGAGGAUGAUUACGAUGACGACCAAGAUGAAAGUAGUGAAGCAAGGAAGAAAAGAGGCCGAAAACCUAUUAAGGCUAGGUCAUUGAAGUCUCUAAUGUGAGCAUGGAUGAUUAGAAAUGUGUGUGAUUAUCGUAAUUGUUUUAGUUUUUGUGUUAGUUAAAGUACUUUUAGGUUAGUAUAAUUUUUUGUUUUACAUUUUGGAGUGUUUUGUUAUAAGUGAGAAUAGUAGGUCUCUUCAUAGAAUAUUUUACUAUUUAACAUGUAAUUCAUGUAAUCCUAGUUGUUGUGUUUAGUGAAAAGGGCAAACUUGUCAUUGAAAAUUUGUAAUAUAUUUGAAUUCCUUGUAUUAUCGUGGCCA